UAAACUUUGCCUGUUUUGUGUAAACGAUUUUGUUGUGUUAUUGAUUGAUUGUUAUGCAUUUAAAUUUUAUUUAGUCCAAGAACAAUCGCCAGAAAUAUAAAUUCCCGCAGAUUGCGUUCGAAAUUACCGCCGAGGUCCGAUAAUCAGCUACUAGAUUUUCGCGUACCAUGUCGAAGAAAAACCUGGCUCAGCAAGAAACCAAAAUCAAGGAUUCUUUAUUCGAUUUCGUUAAGGCAAAUAUACCCGAGGCUGAUUUGAAUUUAAUCGACGAAAUUGUUUUGUCUUACGUUAUCGCCGUUUUGGAAGACGUCGGGUCUGAUCCUGUGUUUGAUGUGGAAGGAUUUUGCGAGAUGAUGUCCGCAUACUUUCCGGAGUUCGAAUCGAUAAAUCACGCUUCAGUUUGCCAAUGGAUGUUCGAAUUGGAGGCGAAACUUCAGGUGGCUGAAGAAGAGUCGGACGAGUCCCCGAAGAGUCCCACUCUGGACAUAUCACUUCCGGAAAUCGUUCCGAAACCUAAAACAAGGACUGUGAGCGUAACUUUUGAGCCAGAUGCACCGAAGAGGGUCCAUAAAUUGUCCGAAAUGAGCGAUGGCGGUUCUACGGAUGGAUCUUGCUGCGAAUUUUCCGACGAAAUGGAUAUUUUACAGGAGAUGUUUCCUACUGUGUGCAGCAUCGAGGUGAAACAUUGUUUGGCAAUAGCUGCAGGCAACAUUGAACGUGCCACUCAGAUUCUGAUCGAUCGUCAGGAAAACGGCCAAUGUCUGAAUCAAAACAGUCCGUUAACCAUACAGGUAGCUAAGAAGACCAUUGACGACUCGGAAUUGAAGAAUCGAAUCAUUGAAAGAUACUCUUACAUCGACAAAGAUGCUUUCACCAAAGAACACAGACCGGUGGCCCCGAAAGUGGAGCCGAAGAAAAUGGUGCGCUAUCGCGACAACAAAAUCGUCAGCCUGAAGGGCGAACGUUUCACAGAAGUGAAAAAGGGCGAAGACGUCGACGAUAUUUCGCUAAAGAAAAACAAGAAGGGCAACACCCCGUAACCCGAACGUCAAACGGGCCCCGUUAUCGGGUCAAUGCAACCAAUGCAAUCUCCCUUCAGCGACUUAAUUUCAUUCGACUCGAAUUUCAUGUGUUUUUCAGUUCCUCGUUUGAAUGUUUUACGGACAUAUUCAGUGUUAAUGUUAAUGUUAGAUGAAACGGGGCCGCCCUCGCCUGCGGGGCCCCUCCUAGGAAGUAUUUUAAUCUAUUCGGGUAGCGAAUACUUAUUAAGCAUAUAUGUAAUUGUCGCCGAUUUUAACUAGCUAUAGGGAGCAAGUGUUAGGUUAGUGUGCCGGCGAAAUGAACACCAAAAAAAAUAUGUGUGGAUUUUGAUUGUCAUUUCCAUCUUCUCGUUACGUUUGUACCCCUAAAAAUACUCAUUUUAUUCCUUCUGGAGAUGGGGGAUUUUGUUGUAUAAUUAUUUCAAAUGAUACCACUUGAAACUCUUGGACCCAUUAAUGUUUUACCUGAAUGUGAUGGUUGUAAGAAAAUGUGAUAAACGUUUGUAAAGCCGGCAACACUGCGCUUAACAACUUGCUCCAUUUUUCGAUGUAUACCUAUUUAGUAUUAUUGUAUUUAUUAGGUACAUUAAGCUAGUCAAAUAUUAUGAUAUAAAGUAUUCCAAGGUUUGUUAAAACUCUUUGAGUUGGUUUGGUUUUUAAACCCUGGUCUAAAAUAACUGAAAAAAGAGAAACAAUUUUUUAUUUUGUACUUUAUAAAUUUAGCUAUUUAACAUUAGCUAUUUAAGAAAAGUUUGUGUUUUCGAAGGAAAACGAAUUUUGG
Molecule: messenger RNA, 1821 nt
Organism: Phyllotreta striolata
Lineage: Eukaryota; Metazoa; Arthropoda; Insecta; Coleoptera; Chrysomelidae
Source: the annotation of a GenBank genome assembly